AAUUAAAAAGCAGCAUCUCCCUAACAAAAAUAUCCCCCGUCCCAUUUCUUUCCAAAACUCGAUCUUAAAUAGAAACUCUCAACAACCUUUCAUCAAAAUCAAACACCACCAUGCCUCCCUCCUCUGAUCCCUACCGCCGCAACCACAAUCAUGUAAUUGCACAGCCACAGCCGCCGCCCCCAAAAUCCAAUCCAAAGCUUCUCUCUCUCAUCAUCAAAGUCCUGGUUAUGACCUCCAUAACCUCCCUCUUCUUCCUCUUCGUCGGCCUGGCUGCCAUCGUCCUCUUCCUCUUCCUCGCCGCCGGCGCUCUACACCGCCGCCGUGCCCAAUCCCCCCUCCCCUCAUCUGGGUUUUCCUCCAGACACCUCAAGGCCCUCCCCCAGUUCCGCUUCAGAGCCCAGCCCCAAUCCGAAACGACGUCGUCCUCGCCGCCGCAGACGGACUGCGUCGUUUGCCUGGACGCGUUUCGCGAUGGGCAGUGGUGCAGGAAACUCGCUGCGUGUAACCACGUGUUCCAUAGGCGGUGCUUGGACACGUGGCUGGUGAAGGUGUCCGCUUGCCCGAUUUGCCGUACACGUGUGCGGUUAGAUUCUGGGGAGGCGGACGCGGUGGUUGGUUUGGAUGGAGAAGAAGAGGCCAAGUACUUGUGGAAUUUUAAUAGGAACAGUAAUGAUUUGAGGGUGAGGGUUUGGUAGGACUUGCGAUGUAAGUUGUGCAUAUUUUGUAACAUGCUUUUAAGUUUAGCCUUUUACUUAAGUUUUCUUUUUACUUUCAGUUUUCUAAUGCAUAAUAGAUGACCUUUGUUAUUUUCUCUUGUGUUCUGUUUGUUUGCCAAGAAAAUUUGAAGAAAUGGUACAUUGGUUUGUUGGAUUAUGGAGGAAUUUGAGUGAAUCAAUGGUAACAUAAGAUACAUUGUUCCA
Messenger RNA from Prunus avium (sweet cherry), 920 nucleotides. Its product is annotated as RING-H2 finger protein ATL56-like. Lineage: Eukaryota; Viridiplantae; Streptophyta; Magnoliopsida; Rosales; Rosaceae. The record is from RefSeq and is a predicted model, not a curated record.